Messenger RNA from Exophiala aquamarina CBS 119918, 1755 nucleotides. RefSeq lists its product as uncharacterized. Gene Ontology annotation, molecular function: protein binding. The transcript has 2 exons. Gene Ontology annotation, cellular component: GID complex. The record is from RefSeq and is a predicted model, not a curated record. NCBI's taxonomy places the organism in Eukaryota, Fungi, Ascomycota, Eurotiomycetes, Chaetothyriales, Herpotrichiellaceae. The coding region runs from base 1 to 1755 and encodes 584 amino acids. Gene Ontology annotation, biological process: proteasome-mediated ubiquitin-dependent protein catabolic process.
AUGAGAGUAAAUGAGGACGCUGGACAAGUAUAUGCCAAUGGUCAUGCUGCCAGCUCCAAUGGCUCGACUCCAAGGAAGCCUCUCCAGAUGAAUGGACACACUUCGAGUGCCUUGAAUGGCUCUAGCUCAUCGUUCACCAAUGGUACUGGCAAAAAGCUCUCCCCUGUCCGCCCGCCCACAUAUCGUGGGCACAACAGAGAGGAAGUGGUGCGUAUUAUGAUUCAAAGCCUGUUGGAUAUGGGAUAUCCAGAUGCAGCCAAUGUUUUGAGCAGUGAGAGUCAUUUUGAGUUGGAGAGUGCUGCUGUAGCUGCGUUUCGAAGUGCUAUUCUGGAAGGUAUCUGGGCUGAAGCAGAAGCAAUAUUGCUGGGCUCGACUCCAAACGGUUCCCAUCUCGACGACGACCAAUUUAGCGAGGGUCUAGUUCUUGCAGAGGGUGCUGACAGAGGCCAAAUGCUUUUCUGGAUUCGACAGCAGAAGUUUCUGGAACUACUGGAUCGCAGAGAUCUCGGCGUUGCUCUGAUGGUGCUUCGACAAGAACUCACCCCACUGGGACAUGAUAUCCAUCAGCUUCAUGCUCUAUCUACCUUACUCAUGUGCCCUCCGGAGGACCUGCGAAGUAAAGCCCACUGGCCAGGAACGGUGGAGGAAUCUAGGAAGAUGCUGUUACAAGAUCUCUCUCGUUCUAUUGCACCAUCUGUCAUGAUUCGGGAUCACCGGUUGGCCGAGCUAUUUGAUCAAGUCAAGCAAAACCAAAUCAAUCAAUGCCUAUAUCACAACACCUCACUACCACCCUCGCUCUACGCGGAUCAUCACUGCGAUCGUGACGAUUUUCCUUCACGUACAUUUCUGCAACUAGAGGACCAUACUGGAGAAGUCUGGCAUGUCCAGUUUUCUCACGAUGGUACCAAGCUGGCUACAGCCAGUCAAGAUAGGUCCGUCAACAUUUAUGAGACUGUCACAUUUAAACGCCUACAUACUUUGACUCAGCAUUCUGGGGAGGUGACCUAUGUGGCAUGGAGCCCUGACGACAGCAAGAUCAUCACGUGUUCUCAAGACUGCAAAGCCCGCGUGUUUGAUGUUGAAUCUGGGCGUUUGAGAGCGACCUUGGAACAUCAAACAGUAGACCAAAACUAUGCCAUUACCGCCGCUGCCUGGGGUCCUGACUCGAUGACUUUUGUGACUGCCAGCCAUGACAGGAACUCGCAACUCUGUCAUUGGAACUUGCGGUCCUCUGAAAUGGAUCGGCCUACCCAUACCUGGCCGCCUGGAUUCCGUGUACAGGACGUCGCGAUAACUGAUGAUGGUCACUGGCUUGUUGCACUGGACUCUCAAAACAUCAUCCGGGUUUUCGACCUGCACACCUACCGUGAGGAGCCUCCAAUUAGGUCUACCGGCAAGAUGACAGGGAUCACACUCAGCCAGGACGGGAACUCCGUCUUGGUCAAUUUAGCUAUCGGUGAAGUACACAUCAUUGACCUGGUUACGCGGGACAUCAUCAGGAAAUUCAGGGGACAAAAGCAAGGCGAAUUUGUGAUUCGAAGCUGUUUUGGUGGGGCGGCCGAGAACUUCGUAGUUAGCGGCUCUGAAGAUGGAGAUAUAUAUGUUUGGCACAAGGAGAACGAAGCAUUGAUCGAGAAGUUGUCAGGUCAUGGCCGAGGUCAGAGUGGUAAGCAGUGCGUCACCACUGUGGACUGGAAUCCCAGGGAUGCUGGCAUGUUUGCAUCUGGUGGAGACGAUCGCAAAGUUCGAAUGUAA